Molecule: messenger RNA, 438 nt
Organism: Fusarium vanettenii 77-13-4
Lineage: Eukaryota; Fungi; Ascomycota; Sordariomycetes; Hypocreales; Nectriaceae
Exons: 1
Coding region: 1-438 (145 amino acids)
Source: RefSeq, a predicted model, not a curated record
AUGCAACUCUCAUCUCUCCUCCUGGCAGUCUUCGCAGCGACGGCUAAGAGCAGCUCAUUCGUCCUCGGAGACUUCAUCAUGUUGAACCCUAUCACCUUAAACAUUGAGGCGCAACCUCGAGUCUGGUUCAACUUUGGAGAAGGCGUCACGCCUAACAGCAACAUUCUGGAACUCGGAAAAAUAACCGGCAACAGGGGUAGCGGCUUACUCUGUGUCGAACAAGACUGCCCUCUCGGGUUCUCGGUUGGAGGUUGCACUGGAUGGUUGAAGAGUGCUGAUGGAGAGUCUGCACUCAUCCACGCCAUCGGACCGGGGUUUGAUGUGGAGAAUAUGGUUUGUUUCAAGGACCAUGGGUAUAGUGUAGGGGGUAUGGUGAAGUCGGGGCGUAUCAAGAGUUUGUAUCGUUGCAGUCUUGGAUCUGAAGUGCAGUGCACUUGA